Molecule: messenger RNA, 2280 nt
Organism: Drosophila ananassae
Lineage: Eukaryota; Metazoa; Arthropoda; Insecta; Diptera; Drosophilidae
Exons: 4
Coding region: 1-507 (168 amino acids)
Source: RefSeq, a predicted model, not a curated record
AUGGUUCUGCUAUGGCUUUUAUUUGCGGUAUCAAAGGUUUCCUGCAAAUUUGAGUUCACAAAUAUUAAGUGUACAUCUUUGGAUGAAAAAUUCGCUGGCGUUGAAUAUUGUUAUUUGAAAUCUGUGAAUCGAAGCUAUAAAUACCUCUCCCUAAAAGUAAACUUGUUCAAAACGCCUAUUACAAAGAUCAAAAUAAAUGCUGCAUUGUACAAACGUUUUAAUGGCUAUAGACCUUUUAUGUAUAAUAUUACAGUAGAUUUUUUGAAGAAUCCUAGUUCCAAUGCAGCAAUGAAUUACUUGUUUGGAUUUUUUAGAAAUUUUUCAAAUAUCAAUCACACCUGCCCCUAUGACCAUGAUAUUAUAGUAGACAAGCUAGAUAUAAAUGCCGCUAAUCUCCAAGUCACCAAAGUUCUGCCUGUUCCGGAGGGCGAUUAUCUCGUGGAAACUCAUUGGAUAGCCUACGAUAUAGAUCGAGCGAUUGUAAAAGUUUAUUGUUCUGUUUCCUAGUCAGCUGUAAGUUCUUCUAUUAUCAGGCAGGAUUCAUCUGUUUCUAUCUAUUUAAUAUGUUACAACACAAAAGCUCUUGUUUAAGUGAAUUGAAUAUACAUUUUGCCUUUUCUCAACUCUAAAUAUACCCUUACUUGAAAUAAAAGAAAUUAACUUAGAUAUUGAAAUUUAUAGUGCGCAUUAUGUGUUUACCUAUUACACUCAAUGUUAAAUAAAAAUAAAUUAUUUUCUGUUCAUUCCUCGAUUUUGAAUUUGAAAAAGUAGCCUUGCAAUCCGAAUUCCGUUUUGAAAAAAAAAGGGUUUGAAGCCCGGAUAAAUUUCCGGUAAAAUUAAAUUAUCAAAAUUCACUUUGUAAGAGAAUCGAAAUUGGAAACUUAAUUCUGGUUACGUUGCCAAAAAACAAGGAUGAGGGUAAAACUGGCUGUGGUUUGAUUUUUUGCCCAAAACAUUCUCAUUGGUUAGAUUUAUUAGUUUUUUUGAAAGUUUAAUGUAAAUUUGAGUUUAUUAUAGAUAGGUGACGCAGAACUAAGAUAUAAUGGCUAUAGGCGCAUUAUAUUCAAUGUAACUACAAUGUUUUAAGAAUUAUACCAAUACGAGUCACACCUGGUCCUUUGUUGUUAGUUCGAUAAGUAGUAAAUUAAACUAUUUCUAAGACAAAUUUAAUGAACGCAUGAUCUUAUGAUAAAAAAUGUGGAUAACAACACUAUGAAUUUCCCUCAUUACAGAGGGUGACUACUUCCUUUAAUUUUAUUGGAUGACUUGUGAAAUAGAUCAGACGUUUGUAAUGGUUUAUGGUACUAUAUCAUGGAAAAUUAUUCAACAAUGAUGGAAAAAACUAUAAAUUUCUUUUUAAUUGGAAGUAAUGAAUAGAAAUAGAAAUGGAAAUGGUGUUUGUAUUAUUUUGAAAUUAAAAUAAAAUAAAAUAAAAUAAAUAAUUACCCUGUAUUUUUUACUAAUAAUGCUGAUGUGUAUUUUUUCAUUUAAAAAUGAACUGGAUUCUUAUUUUUUAUUUUCAAUACUUAUGAGUAAUUAAUAAUAAAAAAAAAACUCUGAUACAUUUUUAUUGUACCAUAUCUUUUUAAACAAUUUCACGAUAUUGAUUCUAAUACAUUUUUGAAUCAAUUGGAAUUGUUAGUUUUGGUUUUGUCAUUAGAAAUUCGGUAUGGAGGUCAAAUUUGCUCCGAUUUGGUUCUUUUUUUUGCUUCUAAAGGUUGUCAGAAAAAAACCUAAUACUUGAGAGAUAAUUUUUUGUGAAAUUUCAGAAAAUUGCACAAUUACUUUUAAUGUUAUAUAGAAAUAAAUUAUUUUCUGAUUAUUUCUCGAUUUUGAAUUUGAAAAAGGAUACUUUUAAAUUUUCAAAAAUCAUAUUGAAAGUGAAUUGAACCUCAAAACUUAAUUCUGGUUGCAUUGCUAGAAACAAGCAUGCAUCUGGUCAUUUUAUGUUAAAACGAUAAUUAGUAUAUUCUUAAACAGUCCCAAGAAAAAAUGUAUUGAAUGCAGCAUGAUCUUUUGAUAGAAAAGCUUGAUACAAACAUUAUAAAGUACUAAGAUACUAAUAGGGUACAGAGGGCGAGUACCUUCUUUAAUUUCAUUGGAUGGCUUGUGAAAUAGAUCGGGCGUUUUUAAUGGUUUAUGGUACAUGAAAAAUGAUACAAUAAUGAUGGAAAAAAAAUAGAAAUAUAAUUUUAAUUGGGAGAAUAGAAAUAUACAUAUAUAGAAAUCAUGAAUAACAACGGGGUGGGUAUUAUUUUGAAAUUAAAAUUAUAUUAAAUA